UCCAUAAUAAACAUUUAUUUUCUCAGUUCUUGUUUUGUCCCAAUUUAAUCACAAAAGAGGAGCAUAAUGUCACACACAGAAUUUACAGAGACAGACCUGAAAUUAAAACAAGAGCUUAAAUCAGAGUUUUAUGCUUAUCCAGAAAUAUUCCCUCUUGCCCAUGUGCAAGACCUAAAGGAAAGACUACAAUGAAUCUCUCUCUGUUCCUGUGCAAGGGAUUACCCAUGUGACUCUUUUAAUGUCAGUAAAGCCAGCUGGUCAUACACUCUCAAUCCUGCAUGCGGGAUUGUGGCACAUCUGCAUGUGAUUUCUUUUAUGUUAGCAUGCGUGACUUGUUUUCCCCAGAACAUUUGCUGUCCAGCUCACCUGGUCUCGCUUAACGGUCACACGGAGGCAGCGCUCACUCCACAGGGGGCAGUCGGCGGUUUCCAAGGCGGCCUGGAAGAUGUAAACUCAUGGGUCAUCAAACAGCCUUGCACCGGGCAGCUGUUGUGGGAAACCAUGACACCAUCUCUGCCCUCAUCCAUGGAGGCUGUGCACUUGAUCUACAAGACAAGGAAGGAAACACUGCUUUGCAUGAGGUAUCAUGGCAUGGCUUCAGCACAUGUGUAAAGCUACUGGUCAAAGCUGGUGCUGAUGUCCAAGUGAAGAACAAAGCAGGAAACACUCCUCUACAUCUAGCCUGUCAGAAUGGACAUUCCCAGACCGCUCGAGUGCUGCUGCUUGGUGGAGCUAUGCCUGACAGCAAAAACAAUGCAGGUGACACAUGUUUGCACAUUUCUGCACGCUACAAUCACUUGUCCAUGAUUAAGAUCCUCUUGGGUUCUUUCUGCUCUGUGGCUGAGAAAAACCAGACAGGAGACACUGCGCUCCAUGUCGCUGCUUCUCUAAAUCACAAGAAAGCUGUCAGUCUGUUACUGGAAGCAGGAGCUGAUGCAAACAUCAGAAACAAUACAGGCCACACUGCUCUUGAUAAAGCCCAAGACAAUAACAACCGAGAUUUGGCUAUUCUUCUAGCAAAAUCUAAUCAGGUCCAGAGGUUUGCUCGUGGAAAGACAGUGAGAAAAAGAAGAGAUGUGUUGCGGGCCCAGAAGAGAUCUCAGUCCCUCCCCAGAGCUCAAUCCUCCCGAGAGAAGGACUGUACUGAAGUGGCUGAAGACACAAACAACAGCGAUCAAGUAUUUCACACGAUACAACCUGAACAGAACACAGCAACUCUGAGCCCCUGCACGAGGAGAAAGAUCAGGAGUCCGAGAAGGAAGUUGGAACAUGUAUCCUGGAGAGAGUAUCAGCUCCAUGAGAGAGGAUCUUCAUUCCAGAGAGUGAAACACAGCAGCCCCAGCUCUCAGGAGGAAGAUCAAACUCCGGGAAAAGCCUAUCAGCUUUAUACACUAUACAGAGACAAAGAUGGACAGAUAAAGCAGGCUCCUGCAAACAACUGUCAUUGUAAGCCCCUCAUUAAAACGCUGGAGAAUAAGCUGAAAGCCACAAAGAUGGAGAUGAGGUCAGAAAUUCACACUCUCCAAGAGGAGAUGAACUGCAGGCUCGGCAGAAUAGAGCAAAAACACAAGCAUCAGAUUAAAGUGCUUGAGAAGCUCACGGAGGAGCGUGUGUCGGCUGAGAGGAUGGAGUGUCAUUAUCGAAUCAAUCAGAGGGCCACACUGGAGCACAUGGAGGGCGAGAGAAAACAGCAGUUAGCUGCUACCAACGCUGUAAAAAGCUGGUGCAUGUCUAAGAUUCAGGAUUUUGAGCUGCAAAAGCCUGUCGAGACACAAUACUACAAACUCCUGCGCUCUCCAUCGCUGGAUCAGUCUCUGGUGGAGUCAGACCCCGAGGGUCUUCCGCUGCUGUCGCUCGUCUCUGAGGAGAGCUCCAGCUCACUGGCCACCUACGUCAAUGUGUUACCCAGCCCAGGAGCAGCUCCUAACACUGAUGUGAAAAGUCUUGAGUUUGGGAGGAGAUAUUUUGAGAUGAAGCUGAAUGGUUCUUCAGAUGAUUAUCUUAACCUGACAGCUCCUUCCAUGGUUAAACACCAGCCUCUUUCACGGAAGAUGGCGACUGCUGACCCCAAGUGGUAUCGAGCUGAACUGCAGGAGAUUGAUGUCUCAAAGUCCAGGUCAGACAAGAGGGAUGAACUCUGUGACAGCAGUGCCACUAGUAGCCUGUCCACAUCCAGCAAGCAAUUCAAUGACAGCGAUACAGAACCAGCACUCGGCCCUGCCUGGAAACACAGCAGGCACCUGAAGGAUAGGAUUAAAGCACACCACACUCAAACCCAGCAGUGCGGCACCAUGAAGACCCUGGAGGUGUUUUCCCAGCGGCCCGUGGAGGUCACCUUCACUCAAGAGCGGGCAAACUUGCACGCCAUGGAGGUGACGCAGCGUUUCUUUGAUACGGUUUCCACGCAGCUGGAACGCUGGUAUGAAAGGAAGAUCCAGGAAGCGCAGAUGGUGUCUGAACAGAAAGCUCUGCAGGAUAGAGAAGAUCUACUGGAGAAGAUCAACACGCUAGAGGAAGAGUUACAGAGGCUUCGCACUAACACUAAAACCAACUCUUGACACAUGUAAUGAUUCUUGUCAAAAUGAAACUUUGAUUU
Molecule: messenger RNA, 2596 nt
Organism: Megalobrama amblycephala (Wuchang bream)
Lineage: Eukaryota; Metazoa; Chordata; Actinopteri; Cypriniformes; Xenocyprididae
Gene: ankrd6a
Product: ankyrin repeat domain 6a
Exons: 14
Coding region: 456-2558 (700 amino acids)
Molecular function (GO): protein binding
Source: RefSeq, a predicted model, not a curated record